Molecule: messenger RNA, 525 nt
Organism: Symbiodinium necroappetens
Lineage: Eukaryota; Dinophyceae; Suessiales; Symbiodiniaceae
Source: the annotation of a GenBank genome assembly
GCUCGCGGGACACUGCCUGCCGUUGACGUGGAUGCUUUUGUGAGGGGAGACUGGGAGUCAGCAGACCUUCUGACGAUUCCAACCUUAUCCAGUGCUCGUGCCGGCACAGAUCUGCAGGAAGGUUCCCCAGAUGCUCCCAUGGAGUGGCCAGUCUCGGAGGAAGGAGCAUUCUUGAGCGACGGCCACGGGCUGGACAAUCCUGAAGAGCUUGGCAUGGACGGCGACGAGGAAAUGGUUCUGGAGUGGGGUGGUGACGACGCUGGCCACAUUACUGCCGGCGAUGACUACAGCUUGUCCGACGAUGACGCUCCUGCCGUGGACUUAGUUUGGAAAGAUGCCACCCACAGUGGUUGGUGGACCAAAGUGAGCUACACCUGCUGUCUGCUUGUCCACGUAGCAUUGACGUAUCCAAGGAAAUUCCGGGGGUUUGGUUUUUAUAUUCGGGGGGUUUCGGCGCAUCCGGGUAUGAGUCGGAUUGACAGGAAUAGUGAGCCAGACACAACGACCGUCAGCCCUAAGCCCUAA